AGAGACUUGGUCUCUGAAAAAGUAGUUGAAACGGCAACACUGGGUUAUUGUGUUUUUCAGUUUAACGUGAAUGAUCCCCAAUUCCCUUUUUCUAUUCUUAAGUAUUUGUAUCGCCCUGCAACAACCGGCACUGAUUUUAAUGUUUUGAGUUUGCUGCGCUGCCAAAGUCCUAUAGAAUCCAUAAGAAAUUUCCGUGUCUCGGUUCCUAUUAAAAUGGAGAGCCAUUACUGGAAGCUCUUCGCUAUUUCGAGCGCUUUCAAGCUGAUGCUUGUUCCAGCGCCCCAUUCCACAGAUUUCGAGGUACAUCGCAACUGGCUAGCUAUCACUCAUUCUCUACCGCUUAAGGAGUGGUAUUACGAUGUGACCAGCGAAUGGACACUUGACUAUCCACCAUUCUUUGCAUAUUUUGAAUGGCUGCUGUCGCAGGUGGCUCAUUUAGUCGAUCCGGAAAUGCUAGUUGUUAGAAAUCUGAAUUAUGCAUCUACAGCCACUAUUUACUUCCAACGAUGUUCGGUAAUAUUUGCCGAUUUGUUAUACGCAUUUGGAGCUUGGCGAUGCUUGCGCGUUUUGAACAUCCCAAAAAAGUCGCAGCAACAUUUCGCAGCGGAAGUGUUAUUGUUGUUUAAUGUUGGUUUAAUUUUUGUGGAUCAUAUACAUUUUCAGUACAAUGGUUUUUUAUUCGGUAUACUGCUGCUAAGUAUCAGUUUUUUGCUGGAGGAACGGUACUUACUUUCAGCGUUCACUUUUGCCCUACUGCUGAAUUUUAAACAUAUCUUCUUGUAUAUGGCACCUGCGUUCGCCGUUUACUUACUGAAGUUUUAUUGCCUUGAUGCUGGGCGCAAUACCUACAAAUGCAUAGCUAAAUUAGGUGUUGUUGGCUUGACACCCUUCAUAGCUUCGUUUGGACCUUUUCUUAAUCAACUACCGCAGGUUCUGAGCCGCCUUUUUCCGUUCAAGCGAGGAUUAACGCACGCUUAUUGGGCCCCAAACUUCUGGGCACUUUACAAUGUCGCCGAUAAAGUGGCUGCGAAAUUGCUGGGUAUUUCAAAUGCAUCUACACCUUCAACAUCAUCCGGUUUGGUGCAGGAAUUUGAACCACUAGCAUUGCCUAAUAUAUCACCGCGUGUAACUUUUGUUUUGACGUUGCUAUUCAUGAUGCCAGUGUUGAUCAAACUUUUUUUCUUUACACCGAAAAGAACAUCGAAAGUCACUUUUCUACGCUCGGUUGUUCUCUGCUCAUGUGCUUCUUUCAUGUUUGGUUGGCAUGUCCAUGAAAAGGCGAUACUUAUGUGUCUCUUGCCACUUUGUUUACUUUGCUUACUUGAUUCAACGGACGCUAAAUAUGCUUUCUGGCUAAGUGCAGUUGGAUAUUUCUCCCUCUUCCCUUUACUUUUUCAGCCAAAUUUGUUAUUAUUGCGAUACGCUCUCUAUAUGGCCUAUAUGGCCUUCAUGUAUGGCCAACUUGUGCGCCUACAUCCGACCGCACCCGAUUUGAAAAUGUAUCGCAUGGAAGACAUCUACUUAUUUGGUUUUUCAUUGCUGCCUAUCUACGAACACAUUAUCAGUCCGCUUUUGGGCCUACAAGAAAAACUGCCAUUUAUGCCGCUUUUACUGACCUCGCUUUACUGCAGUAUAGGCGUCACAUACUUCUUUAUUUUGUAUUAUUUACAUACUUUAGAUAUAAGUCUCAGUGCAUUGUUUAAAUCCAUUCCUAAUUCAAUAGCUAAAUCAAAAUGUAAAUCGAAACCUAAGGAUAAGUCGAAACUUAGCUCGAAACCAAAGUCGAAGGUGCAAUAAAAGUUACUGUUGUGUUGUAAUUA
Messenger RNA from Anastrepha ludens (Mexican fruit fly), 1820 nucleotides. RefSeq names its product probable dolichyl pyrophosphate Glc1Man9GlcNAc2 alpha-1,3-glucosyltransferase (gene xit). Gene Ontology annotation, cellular component: endoplasmic reticulum membrane. Lineage: Eukaryota; Metazoa; Arthropoda; Insecta; Diptera; Tephritidae. The record is from RefSeq and is a predicted model, not a curated record. The transcript has 5 exons. Bases 214 to 1797 code for a protein of 527 amino acids. Gene Ontology annotation, molecular function: dolichyl pyrophosphate Glc1Man9GlcNAc2 alpha-1,3-glucosyltransferase activity. Gene Ontology annotation, biological process: protein N-linked glycosylation.